GUCGUGUCUUUCUCACGCGCGCGGCCCAAUCGUAAUCUGCCUGCAUGCAAGCAGUCACACUCGUCAGAUUCGUGCUUUCUCCUUUCCCAUUUCUUUGAACACGAACACUCGACUGUGGGACGGCUGCUCCUUCUUCUUUAAGAUAGCAGCUUGCGGAGAUACUGCACCCAUCCCAAGAGCGCUUUAUAAGUCUCACAUCAAGCUCACAAUGACGCCAAUGAUUGAUGAGAGAGCACAGCCAGGAAGUGCUGAAACUGCGCUCUCACUGCUCCGCCCUUUUCCCCGUGCUAAGGACGAUGAGCAUGCUUGGCGUUCCAAAGAUUUCACCCCCGUCAAUGACUCCAUCAGGGGCGGCAUUAGCAACAGCGAUCUCGAAGUGGUAGGAGAGCAGGUCAAGGGGGCUUGGUCCCACAGGGACGCAGGUGCAUCUUCUUCUGACCUCGGCGAGGCCAUCUUCUCGGGAUUCUUGGACACGACGAAGCUUGGAGGAGCGGGCUUUGCUUCCCAAUCUUUUACUCGACCUCUGCCGCAGAAGCUCGACGCGCAUCACUUCUCGGGUCUCCGACUCGUCAUUCGUCAUCCACACGACUCCGCUGCAAGUCAGCCGGCCUCGGAGCCCGGAGGUGGUGAAGCACCUGUGUACAGCUACGUCCUCAACCUGCGCACCGCUGAUCCAGUGAAACGUCCGGAUGGUCGAAACGAGUCUGCCAUCAUUUACGAGUGGGACUUCGACGCUAGCAAGGCGCAGGGCUUCGAUGGUAGCUCCUAUUGCCCCAGCAAGGCUGGAAGUCCAGCGUAUGUGGAGGCACAAUGGAAGGAUUUUGCCGCCACGUAUCGUGGUAGGCCUGCAAAGGACGCAGAGAAACUUGACCCAGCUAAGAUCAAGGGCUUCAGCAUCAUGGCGAGAAGCAAUUUCGGUAAACAAUCUGGCAAGUUCGAGCUGCGCUUGAUUGAGCUGCAAGCGCUGCGAAGCACUGGCUCAGCUUUUGGUGCCAGUGAUGCCCUUGAGCCACGCUUCUCCCCACAAGACGCAUCCAACGAGAAAUAUUCACUGAUGGGGUUUCAUCAAGCUAUGAACCCGUCGAGCGUCCCCCGCUCUGGCGAAACGGAGGAAUACCCCGGAAAGCCUCGCUUUGAGGACGAGGACCAUCAGCAUGGGCUGAGAGCCGCAAAGACAUCGACGACUCUACUCGUCUUUGUCUUUGCUAUCCUACUCGCACUCGGCUGGCUUGUCUGGUCCAGCAAACCUCGCGCUAUGCUGAAAAAGGCUGGCUGGCAGCACUGCCAUGAUAACUGACCAUUGCGUUCACUUUGCUCCUGUAUUGUCCAAGCAGCGCUGAUGCCUCUUAGCUUUGCUCCCUGACUCUUGCUGUGUCUUGGGCGCACAGCCGCUCAAGGCACCGUACACCUCAAGUCUCGUCACUCGCACCGCAAUCUGCCCGUUCUCGCACCAGCGUUGCUGAUCCGUCAUCGUCGUGCAGUCCUGCUUGUCAAAUUUUCAAUGACCGUCAUCCUUGCCGUGGAUGCCGUUGCCUUCGUAGCAAUGAGGGGCACCGACUGGCAAUAGUAUGAACGUCUGAG
Messenger RNA from Ceraceosorus guamensis, 1581 nucleotides. Its product is annotated as CIA30-domain-containing protein. The transcript has 3 exons. Gene Ontology annotation, biological process: NADH dehydrogenase complex assembly. NCBI's taxonomy places the organism in Eukaryota, Fungi, Basidiomycota, Exobasidiomycetes, Ceraceosorales, Ceraceosoraceae. The coding region runs from base 209 to 1297 and encodes 362 amino acids. The record is from RefSeq and is a predicted model, not a curated record.